AUGGCCUCCCCGCAGGAACUGGUUCCCCAGACAGAAUCCAUCGCUGAGGUCUACGCCACAGACGAUGCCUCUGCCACCACAGUUGCUCCCGAGCAUCAGACACGAUUCAAUGGCUUGGUUUCUCGGUUCAACAAGCUGUACAGCCAUCGUCCAGAUUUCGUAGCUCGCAGCCCCGGCCGUGUCAACAUUAUCGGAGAGCACAUCGAUUACAACCUGUACGACGUCCUACCGACAGCGGUCAGCGUGGAUGUGAUCAUCGCAGUUAAGGUCAUCCCCUCGGCUGGUGGGGACUCGGUCGUCAAAAUCGCGAACGUUGCGGCCGAAAAGUUCCCUUCCCGCGAGUUCACCGUGCCUCGGGAUACCGAUAUCGAGAUCGACCCCAAAAAGCACGAAUGGGUGAACUAUUUCAAGGCCGGGCUGGUGGGCGCGCUCAAGUUCCUGCGCCAGAAGAAUUCGGAUGGCUCUUUCACCCCGGCGAGCAUCGAGGUUCUGGUCGACGGUAAUGUGCCCCCCGGCGGGGGUAUCUCCAGCAGUGCGGCAUUUGUGUGCGCGAGCGCAUUGGCGAUCAUGAAGGCGAACAACCACGACGUCUCGAAGCAGGACCUGCUUGAUCUGGCUGUUGUCUCGGAGAGAGCGGUCGGUGUCUAUUCCGGAGGGAUGGAUCAAGCGGCUUCCAUCUUCUCACGCCGCGGAUAUCUUCUCUACACCCAGUUCUACCCCAACUUCGACGUCCAGCAUGUCCCGAUCCCCCACGCAUCCGAAGAAAUCACCUUCCUCAUGGCCCAGAGCUUCGUCACCUCCAACAAAGCCGAGACAGCGCCCCGGCACUACAACCUGCGCGUCGCAGAGUGUACCCUGGCCGCCGUCGUGCUGGCCGCGCAGCACGGCAUCACCCUGCACAAGGACAACAGCUCGCUCGGCUACAGCCUGCGCAACUUCCACGAGGCGCUGAUGGGCAAGGAAGGCCGCCUCGGCGACCCCCUGGAAUACCAGAUCGACUCUGUCAUCCAGGCCACCAUGGAGCACCUGACCCAGGAGCAGGGCUACACGCGCACCGAGAUCGCCCAGCUGCUCGACCUCACCGUCCCCGAGCUCGAGGACAAGUUCCUGUCCGCGUUCCCCGUCCAGGCCGAGCGCUUCCUGCUCCGCCAGCGCGCCCUGCACUGCUACAAGGAGGCCCGCCGCGUCCUCGACUUCAAGGCCUGCCUCUCCAAGGCGACCACUCUCGACGACCGCCGCAUCCGCUACCUCGGCCAGCUGCUCAAUGAGUCCCAGGAGUCGUGCCGCACCGACUACGACUGCAGUGCGCCCGAGGUCGAUGAGAUCUGUGCCAUUGCGCGCCGCGCGGGAACCUGGGGAAGCCGACUGACCGGGGCGGGAUGGGGUGGGUGUACGGUGCACAUGCUGCCGCAGUCCACGGUCGAGGCGGUUACCAAGGCGCUGAAGGAGGAGUACUACCUGAAGAAGUUCCCCGAUAUCACCGAGGAGAAGCUGGCGCAGGCGAUGGUUAUCAGCAAGCCGUCCAACGGAUCAUUCAUGAUUACGGGGGCUGCUAUUGCGAAUGUCCAACUGUGA
Molecule: messenger RNA, 1575 nt
Organism: Aspergillus clavatus NRRL 1
Lineage: Eukaryota; Fungi; Ascomycota; Eurotiomycetes; Eurotiales; Aspergillaceae
Product: galactokinase galE
Exons: 3
Coding region: 1-1575 (524 amino acids)
Biological process (GO): galactose metabolic process; carbohydrate phosphorylation
Cellular component (GO): cytosol; cytoplasm
Molecular function (GO): galactokinase activity; ATP binding
Source: RefSeq, a predicted model, not a curated record